AUGAGUGCAUCAGGCUUAAGUUCUGCCUUAGCAAAUUGCAUUAAUCUCUCAAAUUUGAUACUUCAGCUUUAGAGCAAUGAAAUUGGUGAUGAAGAUGCAUCAGGCUUAGGUUCUGCUUUAGCAAAUUGCAUUAAUCUUUCAAAUUUUACACUUCAGCUUUCGAACAAUUAAAUUGGUGCAAUGGGUGCAUCAGGCUUAGGUUCUGCUUUAGCAAAUUGCAUUAAUCUUUCAAAUUUGACACUUCAGCUUUCUUAAAAUUAAAUUGGCGAUGAAGGUGCAUCAGGCUUAUGUUCUGAUUUAGCAAAUAGCAUUAAUCUCUCAAAUUUGACACUUCAGCUUUCUGAAAAUUAAAUUGGUGCAAUGGGUGCAUCAGGUUUAGGUCCUGCUUUAGCAAAAUGCAUUAAUCUCUUAAAUUUAACACUUGAUCUUAGGAACAAUUAAAUUGGUGCAAUGGGUGCAUCAGGCUUAGGUUCUGCUUUAGCAAAUUGCAUCAAUCUCUUAAAUUUGACACUUGAACUUACUGAAAAUUAAAUUGGUGAUAAAGGUGCAUCAGGCUUAUGUGCUGCCUUAGCAAAUUGCAUUAAUCUUUCAAAUUUGACACUUAAGCUUUCUCGAAAUUAAAUUGGUGCUAUGGGUACAUCAGGCUUAGGUUCUGCUUUAGCAAAUUGCAUUAAUCUCUCAAAUUUGAAACUUAACCUUCGUGAAAAUUAAAUUGGUGCAAUGGGUGCAUCAGGCUUAGGUUCUGCUUUAGCAAAUUGCAUUAAUCUUUCAAAUUUGAGACUUAUACUUUUUUUUAAUUAAAUUGGUGAUGAAGGUACAUCAGGCUUAGGUUCUGCUUUAGCUAAAAGCAUUAAUCUCUUAAAUUUAACACUUGGUCUUAGUGGAAAUUAAAUUGGUGAUGAAGGUUCAUCAGGCUUAAGUUCUGCUUUAGCAAAUUGCAUUAAUCUCUCAAAUUUGACACUUAAGCUUUCGAACAAUUAAAUUGGUGUAAUGGGUGCAUCAGGCUUAGGUUCUGCUUUAGCAAAUUGCAUUAAUCUUUCAAAUUUGACACUUCUGCUUUUUAGUAAUAAAAUUGGUGAUGAAAAUGCAUCAAACUUAGGUUCUGCUUUAGCAAAUUGCAUUAAUCUCUCAAAUUUAACACUUUAACUUUGUUUUAAUUAAAUUGGUGAUGAAGGUGCAUCAAACUUAGGUUCUGCUUUAGCAAAUUGCAUUAAUCUUUCAAAUUUGACACUUGAUCUUAGUAUAAAUUAAAUUGGUGAUAAAGGUGCAUCAGGCUUAGGUUCUGCUUUAGCAAAAUGUAUUAAUCUCUUAAAUUUAACACUUUAACUUAGUUGGAGUUAAAUUGAUGAUUAAGAUGCAUCAGGCUUUGGUCUUGCUUUAGCAAAUUGCACUAAUCUCUCAAAUUUGACGCUUAAUCUUAGUAACAAUUAAAUUGGUGCAAUCCGUGCAUCAGGUUUAGGUUCUGCUUUAGCAAAUUGUACUAAUCUCUCAAAUUUGACACUUGAUCUUUAUAACAAUUAAAUUGACGCAAUCGGUGCAUCUGGCCUAGAUUAUGCUUUAGCAAAUUGCAUUAAUCUCUCAAAAUUGACACUUAGUCUUUAAUCCAAUAAAAUUGAUGAUUAAAGUGUAUCAGUCUUAGAUUCUGCUUUAGCAAAUUGUACUAAUCUCUCAAAUUUGAUACUUGAUCUUAAUAAAAAUUAAAUUGGUGCAAUGGGUGCAUCAGACUUAGGUUCUGCUUUAGCAAAUUGCACUAAUCUCUCAAAUUUGAUACUUGAUAUUAGAUCCAAUAAAAUUGGUGAUUAAGGUUUAUCAGGGUUAUGUUCUGGUUUAGCAAACUGCACUAAACUCUCAAAUAUUAAACUUAGUCUUAGAUCCAAUGAAAUUGGUGAUUAAGGUCCAUCAGGCUUAGGCUCUGCUUUAGCAAAUUGCACUAAUAUCUAAAAUUUAGGAUUUGAUCUUAGUUAAAAUUAAAUUGGUGAAACAGGUGCAUCAGGAUUAGGUUCUGCUUUAGCAAAUUGCACUAAUCUCUUAAAUUUGACACUUUUAUUAAACCACAAUUAAAUUGGUGCAACAGGUGCUUCAGACUUAGGUUCUUCUUUAGCAAAUUGCAUUAAUCUCUUAAGUUUGUCUCUUAGUCUUAAGUAAAAACAAUUUAUUCACUUUUGA
Molecule: messenger RNA, 2166 nt
Organism: Tetrahymena thermophila SB210
Lineage: Eukaryota; Ciliophora; Oligohymenophorea; Hymenostomatida; Tetrahymenidae
Product: kinase domain protein
Exons: 24
Biological process (GO): activation of GTPase activity; nucleocytoplasmic transport
Cellular component (GO): perinuclear region of cytoplasm; cytosol; nucleus
Molecular function (GO): small GTPase binding; GTPase activator activity
Source: RefSeq, a predicted model, not a curated record